AAUUGCUUCCUCUUUACUCCUGCAGCGAGCACAAGUAUUUGCCACUCAACCUCUGAGCAGCGUCGGUGACACCACCUGGAAAGCGCUGUUGUGGCCCCAUGGCACGCGUCCUGCAUGCGGCAUCUCUCUUUUUCCUUCUGACUAAGCUCAGCAUUGGCCAGAGAGAAGUAACAAUUCAAAAAGGACCACUGUACAGAACUGAAGGUUACCCAGUCAGCAUUGGCUGCAACGUAACUGGCCACCAGGGACCUUCUGAGCAGCAUUUCCGGUGGUCUGUGUACCUGCCGACAGCCCCAGCCCAGGAAAUCCAGAUCGUCAGCACCGAGAAUGCAAAAUUCUCCUAUGCAGUGUAUGCGCAGCGAGUGCGGAGCCGGGAAAUCUACGUGGAGAGGGUGCAGGGCAACUCUGUCUUGCACAUCGCAGCGCUCCAGAUGAAGGAUGCUGGCGAGUAUGAGUGUCACACACCCAACACUGAUGGCAAAUACCACGGCAGUUACAGUGCCAAGACUAAUCUAGUCGUCCUGCCAGACACCCUCUCUGCCACCAUGAGUCCUCGCACUCUCAGUAAGGAGGAAGAUGACGCCCUAGAGCUUACCUGUGAGGCAGCCAAAGCCACAGCUCAGCACACCCACCUCUCCGUCUCCUGGUACCUGACGCAGGAUGGAGGAAGCGGCCAGGCCACCAAGAUUAUUUCCCUCUCCAGAGAUUUUGUGGUGGUCCCUGGGCCAGUGUAUACAGAGAGGUUUGCGGCCGGUGAUGUGCGGUUGGACAGGCUUGGGGUCACGACCUUCAGACUGCAUAUAGAGAGGCUGCAGCCCUCAGAUCAAGGCCAGGUGUUCUGUGAGGCGGCUGAGUGGAUUCAGGAUCCAGAUGAAACCUGGAGCUGCAUCUCAAAAAAGCGGACCGAUCCAACCGUACUGAGGAUCCAGCCAGCGGGGAGAGAUUUCCAGGUCAGCAUCACAGCUAAGAGCACGUUUGCUGAAGGGAAGCCCUUAGAACUCACGUGCCUGGCAGAGGGCAGCAGCAGUCACCAACAGCUCCAGGGUGCUUGGUUCCUCAAUGGGACGGAAAUUGCCCAGGUGGAUGCUGAUGGAGUCCUGGGCCUGAAGACAGACUACAAAGACAGAGCAAGUCAAGGACAGCUCCAGGUUUCCAAGUUAAACCCCAGGGCUUUCUCGCUCAAGAUCUUCUCUGUGGGGCCGGAGGAUGAAGGUGCCUACAGAUGCUCCGUGGCCGAGGUGGUGAGAUCUCGGAGGGGCUCCUGGCAGGUGCUGCAGAGGAAGCAGUCACCAGUCAGCCCCGUGCAGCUGGUGAAGCCAGAAGCGAGAAGUGUGGAAGUGUCGGCCAAGAACAAGCAGCAGCCUGUGUGGGAAGGAGAGGCGCUCACCCUUCUCUGCAGGGUGGGGGGAGCUGCCAGUCCGCUGUCUGUGAGCUGGUGGCGUACCCGGCAGGAUCAGACCCAGCCCGAGCUGGUGGCUGCUAUGGCACAGGAUGGCACUGUGCAGCUGGGAGCCUCCUCUGGGGGACCCAGUAACCAUGGCAACACAAGGCUGGAGAAAGGCGACUGGGCCACCUUUCAGCUGGAGAUCACCUCCACCGCUGUCGUGGACAGUGGCACGUAUGAGUGCAGAGUGUCUGAGCGGACCUGGAACCCGGCCAGCGAUCUGAGCUGGGCUCAGAGGACUGCGGUUACCGUAAAGUCCCUGCAGUCAAGUCUACAAGUGAAUCUGAUGAUCCGUCAACCUCAAGUGACGUUAGCCAGCACCUUUGACUUGGCCUGCAUCGUUACGACUGGCUAUUCGGAGCUCAGCCUACCGCUGUCUGUGACAUGGCAGUUCCAGCCGACUAGGUCUCCUGUCUUCCAGCAGCUCAUUCGGAUCUCCCACAAUGGCACUAUUGAGUGGGGAGAUACCCUACCCCAGUUCCAUAGGAAGACAAAGAUCUCACAGUCUUCAUCUCGCUCUCAACUCCAAAUCUACGAUGCCACUGAGGAAGAGAUAGGCAUGUACAGGUGUAAAGUGGAAGUUCAUGACAGAAACGCCCUACUCACCAAUGGGUUUGUGAGGGCUUCUGCCAUCUCUCACCCGGUGAGGGUACACAUUGUCUUACCAGUGAGCAAGCUAAAAGUGAAUUCAAGUAGCCAAGUCCAAGAGAUCGCCAUCAACUCCAACACCAAAAUAGAAUGUAGCAUUUUGUCCUGGUCCACUGGAAACCUCCAGUUGGUUGUUAUUUGGUAUUUCUCUCCUAUUUCCACGAAUGCAUCCUGGCUGAGGAUCCUGGAAGUGGACCAAACCAAUGUUAUAAAAUAUGGGGAUGAAUUUCACACCCCUUGGAGGAAACAAAAAUUUCACGCUGAGAAGGUUUCCCAAGAUUUGUUUCAGCUGCACAUUCUGGGCGUAGAUGACAGCGACCAGGGUGACUAUCACUGUGCUGUGGAAGAAUGGCUCUUGUCUACAAAUAGCACUUGGCACAAGCUUGGGAGCGAGAAGUCAGGACUAACACAAUUGAGACUCAAGCCCACAGGAAGUAAUAUCCGUGUCUCCAAGGUGGACUGGACAGCAAACGCCACUGAGCACAGAGAGGUGGCCAUGCGCUGUGGCCUGGAGAACUCGGGCGGCCCAGCUGCCCUGUACUCCGUGAUCUGGUACUGGAACAGAGAGCAUUCCGGAAGUAAAAUGCUGGUGCACCUGCACCAUGAUGGCUUGCUGGAGUAUGGGGAAGAGGCGCUCCAGAGCCGUCUGCACUGCUACCGCUCAGCCCCUGCGGACUUUGUCCUGAAGCUGCACCGGGUGGAGCUGGCAGAUGCUGGCAUGUACUGGUGCAGGGUGGCAGAGUGGCAGCUACAUGGGCAGUCGAGCAAAUGGGCCAGCCAAGCGUCAGCUGAGUCACAGCGCAUGAUGCUCACCGUGCUGCCCUCAGAGCCCACGUUCUCUUCCAGGAUCUGCUCCUCCGUCCCUUUAGUCUACUUCCUGUUCAUCUGCCCCUUCGUCCUGUGCGGCCUGCUCCUCCUGGCCCUGCUCUGCGUAUACCAGAAGGCCAGGAAGGUGGCAACGCUGGGUUCCAAGGCGCAGAAAGAAAAGGCCCUCUGGCUCGAUCUGGGCGGGGCUGGGGGCAGGACCACAGACAGAAGGGAAGACCAAGAGGAAGAGGAAGAGGAAGGCCAGUGAGCUCCGAGAGGCACCGGCAGCUGACGCAAGGCCUUUGCACCGGAGUCCCGGGUGUGGGGGAAGGGGAGGGAGGGAUCCUCAUUCUGUUUGUUGCUGUGGCCCUGGCAGUGAGCAGGCACAUUCACUGUUGGGUGUGUACACAGGGCCGGGCAGUGCUUUGUGCUGCUGUAGAUCACCUCAUCGUCCCCUCACACCUCCCCCACCCCGGGGGCUAGCCAGCACCAUUCCCCCUUCCCAGAGACCAUCCCUCACGGAAGUCCCGCUCCUCCCCACACAGCCUCUCAGUGCAGGGAGACCCUGUGGCAAAGCCCGGGGGCCUCCCUCCCCUCCCGUCUCUUCUCCUCUCCAAUGGCUCUGGGAACACCACCGGGAGUAGCCCAUCCCACUGGCCCUAGGUGGCCUUCCCCUGCAGGUAAGAGGCCAAGACAAGCUGGGAACGUGACAAGCUCUCGUGUGCCUCCGCGCUCCCUCUCCGACCAGACUAAAACUUCUUUGGAGGCAGAAAUCCAGUUUUCUUCCUCCAGCCCAUCUAUAAAUGCCUACUCAAGAGCCUAAGAGUAGGUGUUUAAUCCAUUUUGGCUCAUUGACAACAGGCUAAGACAGCUGACAGCCGAGUUUUUCUGUCCUCUGUUUCUGUUCUCUGUAACUUCCUAAGUCAUCACUGAGGAGCAACCGUGUUUCGUUUCGUUUUGUUCCGUGGGGCAAUGCCCCUGCCCACCCCCAGGGCCCCUAGUUUCCUUUCCUCCCCUGCCAAAAGGUCCACGGGGUCCUGGGGCAGCUGUGGCUGGUGGCAAGGGUGGUGGGAGCUGUGUGGAAGGGCAGGGAUUAAUAGUGGUCCCGUCCCCCUCCUAUGCCAGCAGGGCCAGAGUUCGGGGAAGCAGAGGUCCACUCUGGCCCCUGGGGGUCAGCUAUCAGGCUGGAAAAUUUCAAGGAGGUGGGUGUCAUGCUUGAGGCUUUCAACAGCUGCACUGGGGCUCCCUCCCCGUUGUCUCACGUUGCACCCUGUAUUGGAGAUCCAUCGAAGCCGCACCGCAGACUUGAGAAAACACAUCUAUUUAUUGUCUGUGUGGCCAAAGGGUUCACACUCGGCAAUUUGCAUUUCCAAGGAGAGCGAUUUAUUUUUAAUUAUUUUAUCAGGCACACAGCCCUCUCCAAAUGUAAUUGGUUCCUUUGCAAGCGGAUUAUUGGUAGCUAUAAGAACUCCCACUGUAGACUCGCUUGUUCCUUAAAUUCAUCUCCCUUUAUGCCCCACGUGAAAUACUCUGAAUGUUUCCUUAAGCAUGUCAACACAUUGGUUUCUUCUCUAUCAGGUAAGGGAGCAUUUUAGGGCAAAUGAAGCUGGAAUAGAGUGUUCUUAGAAAGCCCCAUGGUCCCCUCCCCUCACUUUUUAGGAAUCUGUAUUUUAAUUGGGAUUUUGAAGGGAUGCGAGCCUUGGCCAGAGAAUCAUGGGUUCUGGUGCUGCUCCUCUGCCUGAGAGCCCCCCCCUCCAACGCAACCCCUCACCUCCCUGUUCACCUUCCAGCUUCUUCACAUUUCAAUCCAGCACAGAGAUGCCACAGAGACCACCAGCCUGUUCCAGCCAGGGCAAGACAGGGGAAGCAUUACUUCCAGGAGCACUUCUAUGUGUCAGGUGCACAGGGCUCAGCGGUGCCCACCCCCACCCCCAGGAGGAUCAGUGUGUUUGUUCUGAUCACCCUGCUUUCAUUCAUGGGCCCUACAGCACAUUUUAUUUUCUAAGCAGUUCCAUUUCACUGUGGGUCUCAUCAUGAGUUUUUUCAGGCAACUAAAACCCCUAAGUCGUCUUUCUCCUUUUGAACUUCUAGAAUAAAAUUUGUUUGAAUCCAA
Messenger RNA from Oryctolagus cuniculus (rabbit), 5012 nucleotides. The record is from RefSeq and is a predicted model, not a curated record. NCBI's taxonomy places the organism in Eukaryota, Metazoa, Chordata, Mammalia, Lagomorpha, Leporidae.